This is a messenger RNA of Beauveria bassiana ARSEF 2860, 1467 nucleotides long. RefSeq lists its product as uncharacterized. NCBI's taxonomy places the organism in Eukaryota, Fungi, Ascomycota, Sordariomycetes, Hypocreales, Cordycipitaceae. The coding region runs from base 1 to 1467 and encodes 488 amino acids. The record is from RefSeq and is a predicted model, not a curated record. The transcript is spliced from 3 exons.
AUGAGCCGCGGCGAUCGCUACGAGCAAGACCGUUACCUUUACGAACGUGAGCGCGGACCUGAGCGCGAUCGCGACCGCGGCGGAUACACCCGCGAGCGUGUCGUCGAGGAUGACCGGUACUACAUGCGCGGUGCUCGAGGCGACAUAGACGAACGUGAUCGCUUCUCUGAGCACGACGUCGAAAUUGACCGCCGCCGCCCGGCCUACGAGGAACCCCGCUACGCCGACAACUUGGCUCGUGAUUUUGAGCGGCGUGUUGCUGUCGAGGAUAGGGAGCCAUAUCGUCGGCCCAGACCCGAUAUCUUCGAUCGUCGCCCUGAGCCAGGCCCUCUGGUCCGCCGCUCCCCUCCCCCGCCUGCUAGGUCCCGAUAUGAGUACGACGAGCGCGACCCCUACCGCGACCCCUACCGCGAACCCUAUCGCGAGCCGGUCCGCGAACCCCUUCGUGACCCGUAUCGCGAAGAAUUUUAUCCUCCUCCGCCUCCCCGCUCCGAGCGCCCGGAGCAUCUUCAUGAGGUGGUACGUGAACGCACCAUUGAGCGCGACCGUAGCCCAGCAGGCUCCCGAGUCAGCCGCAGCCACCGCAGCCACUCCAGGUCUCGCAGCCGGAGCACUUCCAGUCACAGCCGCCGCAGCGGUGGAACCAGUGUCCGCGCAGAAUACCCCAAAAAGGGCAAGACUCGUAUUCCCUCACGUCUCGUGUCGACUAAAGUCAUCAUCGACUUGGGAUAUCCAUAUGUCGAAGAGGGCAACACAAUCAUCAUUCAAAAGGCCCUUGGCCAGGAACACAUUGAUGAGCUCCUCAGACUGAGCGAGGAGUACACAAAAACUGAAGUAGAAAUCACCGUGCCAGCACCGCCAAAGUCCGCUGUGGGUGAAAUUGUCAGAGAGCGCCGUGAGGAGCAUCAUAGCCCGCACCAUGACGACAUCAAGCAAGAAGUCAUCAUUUCUCCCCCACCACAGCCAAUCUAUAUCCAGGCCCCUGCUCCGCCUCCCCCUGCUCCUGCUCCUGCCCCUCCGCCCCCCGCGCCCGCGCCGCAGGCGCCCAUCAUCGUCGACGCACACCCGCGCUCUUCCGGUCAUGGCAGUGUUGAGGUUGUGGACAAGACGGUCAUUCGUGAGGAAUAUCCUCGCUACCUCAGGGGCGACUAUGAAUCAGAUACUCUGGUAGUUGGACCUCUUGUCAGAACUCGGUCUCGCUCCCGCUCCAGAGCACGAUCUGACAUUCGCGCCGAAAUCCGUGCGCUUGAACGAGAGUAUGAAGGCCAGCGAAGACACCACCAUCGCCACCACUCCCGAGACCGAGACGAGGAUGAGUACGACAUUGUCCGCACUGAACGUUUGGAGGAUGGUCAGCUGGUCGUCUAUGAAGAGCGCGUUGAUCGCGUAACUACCCACCCCAAGCCAGCGAGAAUCGAGAAGGACAAGAAAGGUAGGAUCACCCUUAGCCUGCCAGCCUACAGAUAG